This is a messenger RNA of Funneliformis mosseae, 182 nucleotides long. The record is from the annotation of a GenBank genome assembly. Lineage: Eukaryota; Fungi; Glomeromycota; Glomeromycetes; Glomerales; Glomeraceae.
CUGAUGGUAUUCAGAAUGCACUUGUGCAUAAUUCUACUGAUAACAUUCUUUCAGAUCCAAAUUAUGUUACUAAAAUUUCAGCAACGUCUCAUCAAAAUUCUUCUACAAUUUCAUUACUUAAUUUAACUCAAUUAUUUAAUAAAGCAACUAAUGCUGAAUAUUAUGCUAUAAAAGCUAAUUAG